Messenger RNA from Prunus armeniaca (apricot), 333 nucleotides. The record is from the annotation of a GenBank genome assembly. Lineage: Eukaryota; Viridiplantae; Streptophyta; Magnoliopsida; Rosales; Rosaceae.
AUGAAGCGUUUGGUGAGUUCAUCAAAGGAUGUGGAGCUGCUUGUUGUUGAGCAUGGAAUUGUUCAAAAUUGGAUAGGUGAGAACAGUGGGGUAUCUACUUUUCUCAAUAACCUUGACAGUGGGGUCAUUGUUAGCAACUACUAUUAUGCUACUCUAUGUGAUGAGCUGAACAACUACUGCAGAACUCGCAGGCACAAAUGGAUGGCAAAUUUGAGGCAAAAUUAUUUUAACACACCGUGGUCAACUGUUUCUGUCAUCGCAGCUAGUGUUCUCCUCAUACUCACCAAACAGUAUGCUCUGUCAUAUCUAUUAUUUAAGCUUCAACACCACUAG